GAUGGUUGAAACGUAUAUGUGUGUACUUUUUUAUUUUUAUCAUAGCUUGUAUGCUAAAAAGGUUGCACAAUUACCAUCACUAGAACGAACUAGAAGCGGGAAACUCUGCAUUGUUUUAAAAGGCUUACGCCAGUUUCAUUGUAAUUGUCUGAUAAAAUGUGUGAUGUUGGAAAUCUUAUUGAUUUAACAGGUUGGGAUGAGCCUGUCAAAGAUGAAACAGUCAUCGAAGAUGUUCUUACUAGAGCGAAUAAUUUUAAGGGACCCUAUGAUCCUUUUGAUUCGAUGGAAAAAGAAGCCUGCAUCAAGGGCGAAAAUUUUAAAAAUGAUAUGGAAAGGACACAAACUACGGUAGACAUCAAAUUGCAUGAAAACGAAGAUAAUGACUUUAACAAUGAGACACCACCCGUUACCAUGGAGUUUUCACCGAAAAAUGCAGAUGCGAACAAGAACUCCUCGACUGGCAGUGAGUCGCGCCACCGAACUCUACAACAGCUGGCCAAGCUGAAUGCCACAAGGCUAUCCAGUAUUAAGACACCAACGCAAAAUCAAUUGGCAAAUUUUCCUUCAAAUGUAAUUGGAUCCUGUUUUGAGAGCUCGUUUCUAAGCGAGAAUCUGCAAAUGAUUGCGGCAGAAUCGCCCGUUAAGCUGAUAGAAGAUGAGCCAAAUCCAAUCCCAGACACUAGUCCAGUUACCCCGCUGAGUGACGAUGCCUGCUCCAAUUCAGAAUUCGAAGCACGCUUAAAGAUGAUGCGAAUUGCUAUGUUGGACUCCCCAGCUAAAUCCGACCCACCUGCAGCUGUUCUUAGCGAACAGAAUCUAAUGACAACUACACCAACAACUAGUGUGAAUAGUCCCACGCUGGGCACAAAUGCGGCAGAUGUGGGAAAGCUCUUGCAAGACCUGAAGUGUUUAAUUUGUGAGCACGUUGACAUAUCCAAAAGGGAGCAAUUCAAUAAGCUCCUUGAAUCGAUCCGUGCCGCUGUCCAAUGCAGUACCCCAACUGCAGAGGUAAGUGGUCGGAUGGGAAAGGAGUCACCACACGUGUACACACGCCAGGCAACAUUCGAUCUGGACCUUGAGCUACAGAAAGGGAAAGCAGCGUCUGCAGAUAAUGUUAGGACGGUCAACGAAAACAUACAGGAAUUCCCAGAUGCAAUGACAUGCUCUUCGGCUACAUAUGAUGCUGAAUCACUUGACAAGCCAGCAAGUCCGGCUACAGAAACUGAAUAUCAAAAACAAACUCCCGACAAAACACAUAAGAAACCAGAUUCGUAUGUGACUGGGGUUGUUGACGAUAAUUUAGCACUACAAAUAAACGAACUUUUGGAGCGGCACAACCUAACCAAGCUACAUAACAAUGACAGCGACCAACAUCAUCGCGAAUCGGAGCACAGCCAAACUGUAAUAUUUGUUGUAAACUCAACGGGCGUUAAUCAAUUACCCAACUGCAUAGUGCAUCCGAGCACAACCAGAGCAGUUCAAUCAGUUGCAAAUAAUAGCCAGGAGAAUACGUUGCGACGACGAUCAUCAUCCCUGUCAAUUCACGACAAGUCCAAGCAGGAUCGGCCAAAGUCACCGGCGAAGCAAUCUUCCGGUGACAGCCACAAUCCCUAUGUGCCUUUGAAGGCGCUGUCCAACGUGGGUGACAAAAUGAAUGCAAUGGCAUCCUUCAGACAACGUCGCAAUUCGUUUUCCAUUGGUUCAACUGUGGGAAAAACGAGCGCAUCUGCUGCCGCACAGGCCAGAACCCAUAUGGCUGGCGGCCGCACCAAAGUCACAGCCAUAAAUGAGUCCCAGAUUAAGCCCUGUGCGUCCACUAAAGUAAAUAUACCCGUCAAACGUGUAGUGCCUAUGGUGAAGCCAACGUUAGCAUCCACGGAGGUCACAUAUUUGAAUUCAACGACAGCGCGUUGCAACGGCCAAGACACGCCCAUUACGGCAAAAGGCAAGACGGGCAGCAAAUUGUUUUGUACCAGCACACCCAUGCCGCAGAUGCGUUCCUUUCAGCGCAGAUCCCUGAAACCAGUGAUCAGCUAUUCCAGUUCCUCGUGCGCGUCCACGCCUAGCUUGCGACCUGCAAGUUACACCAAGAAAGCUGCACAAUAAAUGCCAGCCAAAAUGUGAUGUUUCCAACUAAAAUAAUUGAAAUUCGAUUGGAAGUACUUCAAAGUUAAAUAUAAG
Messenger RNA from Drosophila novamexicana, 2181 nucleotides. RefSeq lists its product as uncharacterized. The record is from RefSeq and is a predicted model, not a curated record. Bases 157 to 2106 code for a protein of 649 amino acids. The transcript is spliced from 4 exons. Lineage: Eukaryota; Metazoa; Arthropoda; Insecta; Diptera; Drosophilidae.